This is a messenger RNA of Staurois parvus, 318 nucleotides long. Lineage: Eukaryota; Metazoa; Chordata; Amphibia; Anura; Ranidae. The record is from the annotation of a GenBank genome assembly.
UUCUUGGUCAUGUGAUCACUGUGAUUGGCUGUCAUAGUGAACACAUGAAUGGGAACACACAAUGACUCUUUAUUGUAAACAAUGACUGGCAGCUCCCAGCACAAACAAGGGAUGCCAGCUACAUACAGUUGCAAGAAAAAGUAUAAGGGUAGUGAGCAAACCAGGUGUGGACUGACCAUUUGGAAACUCAGGCACUGCCCAAGGGCCCGGGUCAGUAGGGGGCCCCAUGAGAUGCCACUGGUACCUUUUUCAUAGGCUUUUUUGAGUUUGGGCAAGGACACAGGGGCCCCAUGAUCUCCUAUUGCCCAGGGGCCCCAU